Messenger RNA from Solanum tuberosum (potato), 1011 nucleotides. RefSeq lists its product as uncharacterized. The coding region runs from base 1 to 1011 and encodes 336 amino acids. NCBI's taxonomy places the organism in Eukaryota, Viridiplantae, Streptophyta, Magnoliopsida, Solanales, Solanaceae. The transcript is spliced from 3 exons. The record is from RefSeq and is a predicted model, not a curated record.
AUGGGAGGUGUUAGAGCCAUCCGCUUUCCCCCAGUCAAGGGAAAUGCAGUAUUCCACAUAACGAGCACCAUGUUACAACUCUUGCAACUAAAUGGACUUUUCAACCGACUGGUUCAUGAGGAUUCUCAUGAGCAUCUUCGAAACUUUGUAGAUGUAUGCAGACCAUUCUCAUUCAAAAACAUCUCUCAGGAGUCGGUCCGGUUGAGGCUAUUCCAUUUCUCAUUGAUGGGAGAAGCGUGCAAGUGGCUAACCGAGCUACCACGUGAAUCCAUUACUUCUUGGGAGGAACUGGUAACCGCAUUUCAAGUGCGAUUUUUCCCUCCCUCGAAGAUGUUGUCACUGAGGGAUAGCAUCCAGAGCUUUAAACGUCUAGAAGGAGAGCCUCUGCACGAAACUUGGCUAUGGUUUAAAAAAUUGGUGCCUAAAUUCCCGACUCAUGGUCUGCCCGAUAAUAUCUUGCUACAGUACUUUUACCGAAGCCUGGAUUCGGUGAAUAAAGUUGUCGCUGAUCAACUUUCACCUGGAGGACUGAUGCAGCAACCGUAUGCAGUAGCAAUCCAACUUUUAGAUGGCAUGACGGCCAUCAAUUGGGCAUGGUACACCCGUGAAGACCAAGUCUCCCCUCUCACAUUCAAGCUAUCCAAGGAGCAGAUGGACAAAGAUAAUGAGAGAGACCAAAACAUGACCAAAAUCAUGACACAUCUUGAUAUUUUAUCCAAAAAUGUCAUGGGGGCUAGUGCACGUGGAGCCAAUGUUGUGGGGGUGAAAGUGUGGAAUUUGAAUGAGAAGUACAGUUUGGCAAACGGAAGACCUGCUGAAAAUUUUGGCGAGAAGCACGGGAUCGCCAAGUGCACUCGGCGACUCGCCGAAUGUCAUCUUAAUCGCCCUUUGUCUGCACCCCUAACCCUUCAACACUGUGACCUUCGGUGGACUAAACGUGGCUCGUCAAAGCUAUUCAGCGACAUGCCGAAUGGAAUGACCACCUUCCUACAACUGAAUAUCUCUGCUUAG